Messenger RNA from Sebastes umbrosus (honeycomb rockfish), 1106 nucleotides. Its product is annotated as histone H3.3. The record is from RefSeq and is a predicted model, not a curated record. Gene Ontology annotation, cellular component: nucleosome. The transcript is spliced from 5 exons. Gene Ontology annotation, molecular function: structural constituent of chromatin; protein heterodimerization activity; DNA binding. NCBI's taxonomy places the organism in Eukaryota, Metazoa, Chordata, Actinopteri, Perciformes, Sebastidae. The coding region runs from base 224 to 673 and encodes 149 amino acids.
GGCAGCUGAUUGGUUGAGCCGGUGAGGCGUCGUUUGAAUGCCAGUUGCAUGUUGUUGUUGUGUUGUGGUGACUUCUCUGCUCUACUCUACUCUUCUCUGCACAUUUCAUUCAGUUUCCAGCAGGAUUUUACCAAACAUUGAAUUCGGGAAACUUGUUCAACUCCAGAGUUAGACCUUGGCUGCAGUGUUUGUCCUCCAGUGAUCCUGACCUCUGUGUUGGACUAUGAGGCGUCAUGAUGAAUCUGCCAGCCGCAGGAAGGGGAAGACCCCUCAACGUCGUCCCCCGCAGGAAGCCCCAGGGACCUCCGGUUCGACAGGCCGGUCCCCAAGACGGAGUGGAGAAUCAAGGAGGCCCCCAGGUUCUCCUAAGAGGAGAAGGUUUCGACCAGGGACGAGGGCCUUAAUCGAGAUUCGCAAGUUCCAGAAGAGCACCGAUCUUCUGCUCAGGAAGGGACCCUUCUCUCGCCUGGUUCGAGAGGUGUGCCAGAGUUUUUCCAGUGAAGCUCUCCGGUGGCAGGUCUUCGCUCUUCUGGCCCUGCAGGAGGCUGCAGAGGCGUUUCUCGUCAUGCUAUUCUCAGACGCCAACCUGUGUGCCAUCCACGCCAAGCGGGUCACGAUAUUCCCCCGUGACAUUCAGCUGGCCAGGAGGAUCCGCGGGGUGGAUAACCUAUAAAAACACACUGUUACAUACUUUCUUCAGUCUGUUCUGAUAUUAUGAAGCUGCGUUUAAUCUGUUCAAACUGUUUUAAACGUUUUCUGAUUUUGUGCUGCAUUUUUUAAAUUUGGGUUUAAAUUCUUGGGUAAAGAAAACAUUUGUCAUCAUUUGCCUCGGCAGAUCAUCACCGGUUUUAUAAGAAGUUCAAAUUCAGUUCCUCUGAGUGUGCUUCAAGUCUCUUUUAACAGUCGGACUGUUAAUCGUAAAAUAAUUAUUAUCAAGCAGCUGUAUUUUUAUACAUUGUUGAAUAUUUAACUUUACAUAACAGAUAUACUGUGUUAAUGUGAUCUCUGUGUUGUAUUGAUUUUGAUAUGUUAUUAAUGUGUACAUACUGUUCCCCAUUCAAGUCAAUUUAUAUUGUUAAUAAACAGCAAAAUGUUUUUUUAUUACG